Messenger RNA from Talaromyces stipitatus ATCC 10500, 2870 nucleotides. RefSeq names its product pre-rRNA processing protein Mrd1, putative. Gene Ontology annotation, molecular function: RNA binding. Lineage: Eukaryota; Fungi; Ascomycota; Eurotiomycetes; Eurotiales; Trichocomaceae. The transcript has 4 exons. Bases 50 to 2488 code for a protein of 812 amino acids. The record is from RefSeq and is a predicted model, not a curated record.
GCGUCGUUGUCGGCGCCCGCGAUUCUUUUCCCCAAGCAAAUUGAACAAGAUGGAGAAUACCAGAGUGUUCGUCUCUGGCAUUCCUCCCACCCUGUCGAAUGAAGACUUGGGAAAACACUUCUCUUCUCGCUUCCAUGUAACGGAUUCUCAUGUUAUCCCCAAUCGUCGAAUUGGCUUUGUGGGAUUCAAAAAUGCAGAGAUUGCAAAGGAAGCUGCUAAAUAUUUCAAUAAAACUUUUCUAAGGAUGUCCAAGAUAUCCGUGGAAAUAGCUCGUCCCGCUGGAGAAAGCAAACCUACAAAGAAUAGGACCCAUUCCGACCAUGAUAGCACAUCCAAUGCUAGUAACCUUAAACGGAAGCGCGAUGAAACCUCAAAAGAUGAUCCUAAACUUCAGGAGUUUUUGAAUGUGAUGCAACAUUCCUCAAAGACAAGGACCUGGGCCAACGACGAUAUAAUUUCUGCUGCUCCUACCAUUAUAGACUCGUCGGAGCCCGCGAUUGUCAAAACAAAUGACGCUAGUCAGGACAAACCAUCUCGACCGGUUAAAAAGUCUAAAAUGGACGAAGUCGAGACUCCACGCCCGGCUUCAAAAACACCAGCAGUGCCAGCCGCCCAAGGUGGGGAUGAAGCACAACAUCAAGAUGACAACGCAGACAAAGAAGCCUCCGCAGAAGAAGAUCAGCCGAAGUCCGACAUGGAUUGGCUUCGUUCGAAAACGAGUCGACUGUUGGGUCUCCUGGAUGAGGAAGAAGAGACCGCGUCAGGCCCGCAGCCUCCUGCAUCGGCUAGUAGCACUGUUGAACCUAUUGAAGAAGAUAGUGACGAAGUUGAAGAGGCCCCAGUUGCAGAAGAACCUGCCGAAGAGAAGGACUAUAAUGCCGAUAUUGAACUUAUUCGCAUUUCCGGUCGACUCUUCCUUCGUAAUCUCGCCUACGAUGCUACCGAAGCAGAUUUGGAAACCCUCUUCGCUCCAUUCGGAAAGAUAGACGAGAUCCAUGUUGCCUUCGAUACCCGCACAACUUCCAGCAAAGGUUUCGCGUACAUACAAUACGUUGAUCCUUCAUCCGCAAUUGAUGCGUACAAGAACCUCGACGGAAAGGAUUUUCAAGGUCGCUUACUUCAUAUCCUACCGGCAUCUGCUAAAAAGUCAUAUAAGAUCGAUGAAUACGAAUUAUCCAAGUUACCUUUGAAGAAACAGAGACAGGUCAAGCGAAGAAUGGAAGCCUCUUCGUCUACCUUUAAUUGGAACUCUCUGUAUAUGAAUUCUGAUGCAGUCAUGUCAUCCAUUGCAGACCGACUUGGCGUUUCAAAGUCGGAUUUGCUCGACCCUACGUCUUCAGAUGCUGCUGUUAAACAGGCACAUGCAGAAACACAUGUCAUUCAGGAAACGAAGGCUUACUUUACCGCCAAUGGAGUAAACAUAGACUCUUUCAAGCAACGCGAGCGCGGUACAACUACAAUUUUAGUUAAGAAUUUUUCUUAUGGCGUCAAAGUAGCCGAUUUGAGAAAAUUGUUUGAGCCUUUCGGACAACUAACCCGGUUACUUAUGCCUCCCAGCGGAACGAUCGCUAUAGUUGAGUUCGCAAAACCUGACGAAGCCUCAAAAGCCUUCAAGGGACUUGCGUAUCGAAAGUUGGGCGAUUCUAUUUUGUUCCUCGAACGUGCGCCGAAGGACUUGUUCGAAUCACCACCCACAGGAUCGGCCUUGAUCUCAGGAGUCGAGGGACCGCAAGCUAAGGACCAAGGGUUCUCGGCUGCGGAUACAUUCGCCGCGGAAGACAACGAGCCUCAAUUGCCUACAUCGACACUGUUUGUCAGAAACUUGAACUUUUCUACAACCAGUGCACGCCUUACAGAAGUCUUCUCAUCUUUGGAUGGGUUCCUGACAGCUAAAGUUAAAACCAAAACCGAUCCGAAACGACCGGGAGAAACACUCAGUAUGGGCUUUGGCUUUGUCGAGUUUCGGACUAAGGAGCAAGCCCAGGCAGCUCUGGCUGUUAUGGAUGGUUAUACUCUGGAUCAACAUAAGCUUGUGGUAAAGACAUCUCAUAGGGGCAUGGAUGCAGCAGAAACUAGACGACAAGAAGACAAUGCCAAGAAAGUGGCUGCAAGAAGAACCAAGAUUAUCAUCAAGAACUUGCCAUUCCAAGCCACCAAACAUGACGUUCGAUCCUUGUUUGGCGCAUAUGGACAGCUUCGGUCCGUGCGAGUUCCGAAGAAGUUCGAUCGUUCAGCUCGUGGUUUCGCUUUUGCUGAUUUUGUAAGCUCUCGCGAGGCAGAGAACGCCAUGGAUGCCUUGAAGAAUACCCAUCUUUUAGGCCGAAAGUUGGUGCUUGAAUACGCCUCUGCAGAAGCAAUUGAUGCCGAGGAGGAGAUUCGUAAGAUUGAAAAGAAGACUGGACAGCAAUUGGAUAGGCAAAAACUGCAAAGUCUUACUGGAACAGGAAGGAAGAAGUUUGUUGUAGGGGCAGCAGAGGACGAGGGUUAAUAAUUGUCUAGAGCCUGCCGAUAGGGUUGAAUACAGGGAAAAAAGAUGGUCGAAAGUCGAAAUUCUGCGAGUGCAGGUUGUCGUAUCCCUUGCGUGGCGGAUCUCAUUCGCAUAUGCUCCUUCAACACGUUCUCCUUCAUUAGGGCUGCUGCAAUAUGCACUACCUGCAGCGAACCUCGUGCUUCCCGCCUUAGACAACAAAUCCAGGCACAAAUCCGAUGUUCCCAUGUUCCUCCUUAUCCGCGUACUCCUGAGACAACAACCACGUCCUUCGCACUUCUAUGUACCUUGAACACGGACACAGAUCAGGAUUAUAAUGUACCUGAAUGACCUACAUUCUUGUCAGUUAGCCUUUAAUUUCCGCAACAUUCUUGCACGACAA